AGAAAGAAAAUGAAAGUCUUCAAGAGUAUCCUGAUAGUAGCAAUCAGUACAUUUAGCCUAUUGGGCGAAUUGGAAGCUCACGGCAUGAUGUUGAGUCCGGUGGGCAGAUCCUCACGAUGGCGUUACGAUUCUUCAGCUCCCAAAAAUUAUGACGAUAGUGGAUUAUACUGUGGCGGAUUCUGGAAACAAACUGAAAACGAUGGGCAAUGCGGUCUGUGCGGAGAUGAUUGGAGUCUGGAACAGCCACGUCCCAAUGAGUUGGGUGGAACUUAUGGCAGUGGAGUGAUCGUACAGACUUUCACUGGCACCACCGAGGCUGAAAUUAAUGUAAAAAUCACUGCCAACCAUCUCGGCUACUUCAGCUUCCAUCUUUGCAAUAUAGACGAACAGGGCAGCGAAUCGGAAGAAUGUUUCAGUCAGUAUCCCUUGAAAUUUACCGAUGACAGCUUGAAGUACUACAUUAACUCCACAACUGGAGAGAUUCCGGUAACCGUUCAGCUGCCCACAAAUCUGAACUGCAUCCACUGUGUCCUGAGGUGGACCUAUACGGCUGGCAACAACUGGGGUGUGUGUGAGGAUGGAACGGGAGCUAUGGGCUGUGGAGCUCAGGAAACUUUCAAGAACUGUGCAGAUAUUAGUAUUCUGUCUUCGGCUAGAAGUAUUAUCCACGAACUGCCUAUAGAGGUUUCUGUUUAG
Drosophila bipectinata is the source of this 696-nucleotide messenger RNA. RefSeq lists its product as uncharacterized. Lineage: Eukaryota; Metazoa; Arthropoda; Insecta; Diptera; Drosophilidae. The record is from RefSeq and is a predicted model, not a curated record.